GGCAUAGAAUUGAGAGCCCAGAAAUACACCCAUAUGAGCCAUUAAUCUACCACAAAUACACCGGGAUACAAUGGAGAAAGGAAAGUCUCUUCAACAAAUGGUGUUGGGGAAACUGGGCUGCCACAUGCAAAAGAAUCUCACACCAUACUCACACACCAACUCUGAAUGGACUAAAGACUUGGAUGUAGGACCUGAAACUUGGACGAAGCUACAAAGAAGACAACAUGGCAAAACACCCCAUGAAUUGGCCUCAGGGCUGUCUCUGGGGACUGGACUCCAAGGCAAGGAAGCAAAAGCAAAAAUAAACAAGGGGGGGCUCCCUCACUCAAAAGCUUCUGCACGGUGAAAGAAACGACCAUUAAAAUGAAGACGGCCUUAAUGAAUGGGAGAAAAUAUGUGCACAUCAGAAUUAUCAAUUUGGACUUUGUUCAGCUACAGAUAAAAAAAGGAGACAGGGGAGUGGGCCAGUGAACUCUGCAGUGUGUGCGUGCACCACCCUGGGGACAUGACGGGGCUCAGGUCCCUGCUGCUGCUGCCCCUGCUGCUGGGCUGGGCCAUUGGCCACCCUGCCCCCGGGAGAAAGAACUUCAACAAGCUGCUGGUGAUUUCCUUCGACGGCUUCCGCUGGGACUAUGACCAGGACGUGGACACCCCCAACAUGGACCUCCUGGUUAAGGAGGGUGUGAAGGCCAAGUACCUUUCGCCGCCGUUCGUUACGAUGACCUCCCCAUCCCACUUCACCACCAUCACAGGUCGCUGGAUUGAAGACCAUGGAGUCAUUCACAACAUGAUGUUUGACGCGGAGAAGGGCUGGAAGUUAGACUUCAAGACCACACAGAACAAGACUGAGUGGUGGGACAACGGGGUGCUGCCCCUCUGGAUCACAGCACAGAGACAGGGGAGGAAGACAGCGUCCUUCCACUACCCCGGAGGAGGAGCGAAAUAUAACGGUGAGGCUGUCCAGCGGGCACUAGUGGAGUCCUACACUCACCCAAACAGCAACGAGACGGAAUGGAGGGAGAACAUCGACAUCGUCAUGGGCUGGUUCGAGAAGGAAGACUUUGACUUCGUCACGCUGUACUACGGGGAGCCAGACAGUGUGGGGCACCGCUCUGGGCCCGAGACGGAGAACAGGAGGGUGAUGAUCCGGCAGAUCGACAGAACCAUCGGGUACCUGCUGGAGGCCAUCAAGAGGCACGGCCUGACAGAGCGCCUCAACGUCAUCAUCACGUCGGACCAUGGCAUGACCACGAUCAAAAAGCAGCCUGAAGUCACCGAGAUCCUCUUGACCAACUACGUCAAGUACAGAGAUCUGGUCAAGUUUGACCUUGUGGACUAUGGCGGCUUAGGGAUGAUCCUGGCCAAACCGGGGCAAGAGGAAAAUCUUUACCAGGCGCUGAAGAACGCGCACCCUCACCUCCACGUCUACAAGAAGGAGGAGUUUCCGGAGCACUUCCAUUAUGCCAAACACGAGCGGAACCUGCCCAUCUUGAUGUACACAGAUCCCGGCUACAACAUCAACGGGCGACUCAUCCUUUAUGUCAACAAAGGCGACCACGGCUUUGACAACAACUUCAUGGACAUGAAGACCAUAUUCAGAGCUUUCGGGCCAGAUUUCAAGAAGGGUUACCUGGCUGAGCCCUUUGACAGCAUCCACAUCUACCCGCUCAUGUGUCAUCUCCUGGGGGUGACCCCUGAGCUCCAUAAUGGCUCCCUGGCCGUCACGCAGGGAAUGCUCGUGGACCAGAAUCCAGGUGUCACGCAGGGAAUGCCCACGGACCAGAAUCCAGGAGGGGGAACCACUUCGAAGACGCUGCAUAACGCAGUGAUCGGCCUCGGAACGGUCACAGCCGUGCUCCUGAUUGUGUUUCUCUCUGCGGUCACGUACACUGCCAUCCAGCGGAAAAAGACCGGCCGGACAAGCGACCAGCGCAGCCCAGCGGAGCCGCGGGGCGCGACCGCCUUCUGAAGCUGCCACGGAGACUCGCCCCGUCGGGAUCCCCGUGCGCCUCCCGCUCGGGGCCCCCGGGCCGGGGACACCCCGGGCCGACACCGUCCUUGCUUGUAAACUCCCAGCAGCGCCCCGGCCGCCUCCCGAGUGGGGGAAUAAAGGGGGACGAUGUGUGUGU
Messenger RNA from Talpa occidentalis (Iberian mole), 2129 nucleotides. RefSeq names its product ectonucleotide pyrophosphatase/phosphodiesterase family member 7-like. The transcript has 6 exons. Bases 506 to 1969 code for a protein of 487 amino acids. The record is from RefSeq and is a predicted model, not a curated record. Lineage: Eukaryota; Metazoa; Chordata; Mammalia; Eulipotyphla; Talpidae.